Molecule: messenger RNA, 3204 nt
Organism: Gadus morhua (Atlantic cod)
Lineage: Eukaryota; Metazoa; Chordata; Actinopteri; Gadiformes; Gadidae
Product: dynamin-1-like protein
Exons: 18
Coding region: 177-2198 (673 amino acids)
Biological process (GO): mitochondrial fission; peroxisome fission; intracellular distribution of mitochondria
Cellular component (GO): cytoplasm; membrane; microtubule
Molecular function (GO): GTP binding; microtubule binding; GTPase activity
Source: RefSeq, a predicted model, not a curated record
UUCAGGGACCACCUCCUCCAAUGACGCCCACAUCUGCGGGUGGUCUUCCUUGUUUAUGAAUCAGACAUUGUCUUGCGAUAAUACAAUCUGUUCGGCACUAGUUUGCUUUUGGAAAUAUGAUGUCACAGGUGGCUGAAUAAGGAGGAACUCGUCAACCACAUCGACCGAGUGAAAAUAUGGAGACCCUUAUCCCCAUCAUCAACCGGCUGCAAGAGGUCUUCCUGACAGUUGGCACUGAUGUCAUCCAGCUCCCUCAGAUAGUGGUGGUGGGAUCACAGAGCAGUGGAAAGAGCUCUGUGUUGGAGAGCCUGGUCGGUAGGGACUUCCUGCCCCGGGGGUCCGGGAUCGUGACGAGGCGGCCCCUGGUGCUGCAGCUGAUUAACGUGGCCCCGCUGGAGCAGAGGAGGCAGGCUGAGCACGAAAAUGGGAUUAAACAAAGUUCUCAGGACAGCUAUCCAGGUGUCAAGGCUGAGGAAUGGGGAACAUUCCUGCACUGCAAGGGCCAGGUCUUUGCAGAUUUCGCCGAAAUUCGUAGCGAAAUUGAAAAGGAGACUGAACGAAGCUCAGGUGACAAUAAGGGAAUCAGUCCUGAACCCAUCCAUUUGAAAAUCUUCUCGCCCAAAGUCCUGAAUCUGACGUUGGUCGAUUUACCCGGUAUAACUAAGGUCCCUGUAGGAGACCAACCGGAAGACAUUGAAGCUCAGGUGUACGAGAUGAUCCAGUCCUUCAUCUCCAACCCCAACUCCCUCAUCCUUGCCGUGUCGCCCGCCAACUCUGACCUGGCCACGUCGGAGGCCCUGAAGCUGGCCCGCGACGUGGACCCAGAAGGCCGCCGGACGCUGCUGGUGGUCAGCAAGCUGGACCUGAUGGACGCCGGGACGGACGCCCUGGAGGUCCUGCUGGGACGGGUCAUCCCCGUCAGGCUGGGCAUCAUCGGGGUCGUAAACAGGAGCCAACAUGACAUCAACACCCAGAAGAGCCUGGAGGACUCCCUGCGGGGUGAGCAGGCCUUCCUGCAGCGGCACUACCCUUCACUGGCCGCCCGCUGCGGCUCGCGCUACCUGGCCCGCACGCUGAGCCGGCUGCUGAUGCACCACAUCCGCGACUGCCUGCCGGAGCUGAAGAGCCGCGUGACGGCGCUGAGCGGGCAGUACCAGGCGCGGCUCAGUGGCUACGGCCAGCCGGUGGAGGACCACAGCGCCACCCUGCUGCAGAUCGUCACCAAGUUCGCCAGUGACUACUGCAACACCAUCGAGGGCACGCCGCGCUACAUCCAGACCACCGAGCUCUGUGGGGGAGCUCGCAUCUGCUACAUCUUCCAUGAGACCUUCGGCCGGACGCUGCAGUCAAUCGACCCCCUUGGGGGCUUGACUGAGCUGGACAUCCUCACCGCCAUCCGCAACGCCACCGGUCCGCGGCCAGCGCUCUUCGUGCCUGAGAUCUCCUUUGAGCUGCUGGUGAAGCGACAGAUCAAGAGGCUGGAGGAGCCCAGCCUGCGCUGCGUGGAGCUGGUCCACGAGGAGCUGCAGAGGAUCAUCCAGCACUGCUCCUCCUACAGCACACAGGAGCUGCUGCGUUUCCCCAAGCUGCACGACUCCAUCGUGGAGGUGGUGACGGCCCUGCUGAGGAAGCGCCUGCCCGUCACUAAUGAAAUGGUCCAUCACUUGGUUGCCAUAGAGCUGGCGUACAUCAACACCAAGCACCCUGACUUUAGCGACGCCGCGCAGGUCUCCGCCUCCGUCAACAGUCAGCAGGCCGAGGGUCUUGACGGAGGCAAGCGCUGGAAGAACGACCGGGCGGUGGAGGAGAGAGCCCCUUCCUCCGGGUUUGGCAGCCCCAGUAAGGGCCAAGCUAUUAACCUCCUAGACACGGCCCUGCCCCCCUCCCGCAGGCUGACCACCAGGGAACAGAGGGACUGUGAGGUCAUCCAGCGAUUGAUCAAGUCCUACUUUCUCAUCGUGCGCAAAAGCAUCCAAGACAGCGUGCCCAAGGCGGUGAUGCACUUCCUGGUGAACUUUGUGAAGGAGCGUCUGCAGAGCGAGCUGGUGGGACAGCUCUACAAGCAGACCCUGAUGCACCAGCUGCUGGUGGAGUCCGCCGACACGGCCCAGCAGCGGGACGAGGUGGCCCACAUGCUGGAGGCACUUCAAAAAGCCAACAACAUCAUCUCUGAAAUCCGGGAAACACAUCUGUGGUAGCCCUCAGGAGACUGUGUGUGUGUGUGUGUGUGUGUGUGUGUGUGUGUGUGUGUGUGUGUGUGUGUGUGUGUGUGUGUGUGUGUGUGUGUGUGUGUGUGUGUGUGUGUGUGUGUGUGUGUGUGUAUGUUCUGUCAUGGACUAAUGGCCGAUGCGCGUACAGAGUUUAUGUUUCCCUCCUGCCAGCUGUUGCCGGGUCCUCUUGUCACACGGUGGAUUCCUUGUUGUCAUGGAGACCCUCAGUAACGAGGCGCUGCCCUGUGCCGCCGUCUCUUGUUCUGAGGAGUCUUUCAUUAUGCUGCCAAAAGCCCAAAUAAUUUGUGCGUUCCGAGGAUGACCCUCUGAGGACGUCGCUAGCGAUGUCGCGUUAAUUACGGAGUGGGGGAAUCAUCCCUGUGUCGGGUCGGAGGAGAUCAGUGUCAGAAAGAGUGUGCAGCUAAAUGUUUCUUUAUUGGAGGUGCUUGGGAUCAUGAUGUCUUCUGGACGGAGACUUGGGGAGAACGCCCCAGAGAGAGAGCAGCGCGGUACCAGCCGCUCCCCGAGGGACUGGAAGGAAGACUGCCGCAAUCGAUUUCUGUCAUCAGUUGUCCGCCAAGGAGCGACCCAGCGAGAGACUCUCUGAGCCCUGUCAUUACAACCCAAAUCAGGUUUCUUCUUCCCCACUUGUCUGAAUAUCCUCCGUCUCUGGUCCGCCAGUGUCGCAUUGUCCUCGCAGAUUAUUGCGCAGCCUAAUAUUUGAACGAGGUGAUUAAACUCGCCCACGGGGGUAAUGUGUGUGUGUGUGUGUGUGUGUGUGUGUGUGUGUGUGUGUGUGUGUGUGUGUGUGUGUGUGUGUGUGUGUGUGUGUGUGUGUGUGUGUGUGUGUGUGUGUGUGUGUGUGUGUGUGCCUGCCAGUCUGCUCACAAGCAGGAAUUAAAAGUGGUAUGAUGGUAGUGGGUAACUUGCACAUAAAAAGCAAUUCUAUUACAGGAGUGAUACUCGGGUGUGUGUGUGUGUGUGUGUGUGUGUG